CUGGUUUGCAGUCCACGGUACAAGUAUGAACAACAGCAACCAGCUGCUGAGCUCAGACAACAAGGGUUAUGCCUCACAGCUGUUUGAGCAACAGGUCAAUGGAGAUGGCCUCCCUGUUCAGGGUUCAUUUGUUGCCGCCUUUGCUCAAAGUAAUCUGGGGGAUGUGUCACCCAACACACGGGGACCUCACUGUCUGGACACCGGUCUUCCUUGUGAUAAAGAGACAAGCACCUGUAAUGGCAAGAAUGAACUCUGUGUGGCCUUUGGUCCUGGCCAGGAUAUGUUUGAGAGCACACAGAUCAUUGGCUCCAAUCAGUUUCAUGAGGCUUUGAACCUGUACAACUCUGCCAGCUUCAAGUUAAGUGGACCAGUAGACUUCAGACAUUCCUAUGUGGACAUGCCCAGACAGAAUGUCACACUGCCUGAUGGAUCCAAGGCACAGCUGUGUAAACCUGCCAUGGGCUACAGUUUUGCUGCAGGAACAACUGAUGGUCCUGGGGCUUUUGACUUUAAACAAGGGAGCACCAGUGGCAGUCCUGUGUGGGACUUUGUGAGAAACCUCAUCAAGGCUCCAACAGCCCAGCAGGUUCAGUGUCACAGUCCCAAGCCGAUCUUGCUAGACACCGGUGAGAUCACCGUACCUUAUCUGUGGCAGCCCCAAAUAGUGGACCACCAGAUUGUGCGGUUGGGUCAGCUGGUGAUCAUCGCCGUCCCUGGAGAGCUCAGCACCAUGGCUGGGCGCAGGAUGAGAAACACUGUCUACUCUACACUGGUAGAGACUGGCUGGCCAACAACUACCACAACUGUGAUAGCUGGCCUGGCUAAUGAGUAUUCCAGUUACAUCACAACCUUUGAGGAAUACCAGAUCCAGCGAUACGAAGGUGCCUCAACCAUCUAUGGCCCACAUACCCUACAAGGAUAUCUGGAGUCUUACAAGUGGCUAGCAUCUCAUCUGGCAGAGGGAACACCUUCAGCACCUGGACCUAGUCCGCCGGACCUGCUGGACAAGCAGCUGUCCUUCCUGCCUGGUGUGGUGUUUGACAGCGCUCCCUUUGGCAAAGACUUUGGAUCUGUCCUGGUAGAUGCCAAGCCUUCAUAUACCCAGGGCUCUGUGGUCACAGUCAAGUUUGUGAGUGCCAACCCCAGGAAUGAUCUCAAGACCAAUGAUACAUUCCUGGCUGUGGAAAAUCUGGCCGGGCCUGGCAACUGGCAGGUCAAGUACACAGAUGCACACUGGGACACCAGAUUUAAAUGGAUCAGGACAAGUACCAUCCUGGGUCACAGCGAGGCUGAAAUCACCUGGCAGAUUCCAGCCAAUCAGAUGUCAGGAUUGUACAGGAUACGACACUUUGGUACACGGAAGUCCUUGUUUGGUGGGUUGGCCACUUUUGUGGGGCAGAGCAGCCAGUUUUCUGUCACUGGUGUCUCCCCGAGAAAAGCAUUCUUUCAUGUCUUACACAUGUGA
This is a messenger RNA of Candidula unifasciata, 1465 nucleotides long. The record is from the annotation of a GenBank genome assembly. Lineage: Eukaryota; Metazoa; Mollusca; Gastropoda; Stylommatophora; Geomitridae.